Messenger RNA from Oryzias latipes (Japanese medaka), 1745 nucleotides. RefSeq lists its product as uncharacterized. NCBI's taxonomy places the organism in Eukaryota, Metazoa, Chordata, Actinopteri, Beloniformes, Adrianichthyidae. The record is from RefSeq and is a predicted model, not a curated record. Gene Ontology annotation, cellular component: nucleus.
UCCAGGCCGGCAGGGGGCGCCGGGGAGCCUUGACAAAACGUACGCGGUGCGGAGUCUGCGCAAUUCGCUUCUUCUCGUCAGUCCGAACUUUCGGGAGGAAGGAGGGGAGAACGGCGCCAUUUUUCUGGAGUUGGACGGGAUCGUCCCGACUGUGACGCUUCACCGAAACCACAGGAAGAGGAGGCGGAACCAUGGCGACCGUGUGGCGCGAGGAGGACGAGGAGUUUAGAGCGGGGGGCGUGAUGAUGAAGGCCAAGCCCAGGUUCUCCUUCCAUGAGAUCAAAGUGCUGCUGAACGCCGUGACCAAGAACAGAUACAUCCUGCUGAAGAAGUUCAAUCAGGGGGUGUCGGCAGAAACCAAGAAGCAGACGUGGGCGGAGAUCACCGAGCAGGUCAACGGUCUGGGGGAGAACCACCGGCAGGUGCGGCAGAUCAUGAAGAAGUGGGCGGACCUGAAGUGCGACGGGAAGAGGCGCAUCGCCGCCUUACGCGGCCCCAACGGCAGCAACAUGAGGAAGAAGAAGAUGGGCCCCGUGGAGAAGAUGGUCCACAAGAUCCUGAUGCUGAGUCCUGAGACGGAUUCCAUCAAUGACCAAGACCUGGAAGAGGACGACGACCUGGCAAAAUUCACGACCCCCGCCUCAGGAAGCCACUUCUCCUACCUGAACCUGAGUGACAGCUCCCACCCCUUCUCGGGGGAGGCCUUCGAGGUGUCGCCCACCUCCACCCCGGAGAAGGAUCUGGGUGACCCUCUGCAGUCGUCCUCCGACAUCGACCUGCCGGAUGAAGAAGAACCAGUCAUGAGUUUCGAGGACGACUCUGCGUUCUCCUACCCCCCGCCGCUGCCUCCACCCGCCCCCCUGCUGGACGACGCCCAGCUGAAGUGGAAGCCGGUCCAGACCUACUCCAGGAGCGGCCAGAACCAGAACAGCGGCAGAGCCGCGGCCUCCACCUCCGCCGUUCCCCCACCCUCUCCCCCAGCCCCCUCUGCUUCGGCGGCUGUUGUGGCCAAUGGUACCUGUUCCCCCCCUGCACCCGCCCCGACCCCCAUCGCCCCGUCCCCUCCACUUCCUGCUGCCAGAGCUGCCCCGACCAUCGCCGCCCCUUCCCCCGUGUGCCCGCCCAGCUCCUCCUCCUCGGGGCCCCUCCCCGCGGGGGCGUCCCAGCACAGGGUUCAGGACCAGGUGUCGGUUCUGGCGGCGCAGAGCCUGCGGCAGCAGCAGGCGGGCCGCGUGCUGCUGGCCUCCGUGUCCCAGUCUCUGGAGGCGCUGGCGCAGUCGGUGCAGCUGCUGGUGGAGAGCCAGCAGGAGUUCGUGACGGAGUCGCUGCAGCUGCAGCGGGACACGGUGGAGGUCCUGAGGGACUUCUCCAACACGGCGCUCGGCAUGCUGAGGGACAAGGCCGGCGGGGGGCAGCCGGGGGGCCAGCAGCAGCAUCCUCAUGCCACGCCGCGCUUCUGAGGCAGGACCCGUGUGGCAGGGCGCUCCGUGGUCAGACUUUGAUGCAUGCGGCGCAGCGGCUUCAUGGACGCCGUCCCGUCUCAGAGCAGCAGGAAUUAAGAUGUUUGGUGGUUUUUAUUUAUGAAUCAAAGAAGCAGAAAAACUUUUUGUUCAGGAUGAAGGUUUUCUGUAGAUCUGCUGUUAGGAAGGAUGGAGGAAAAGUGGGAUGUUCUAGAUUUCUUUUUUACUGAAACUGGCUUCAGUUCUUUUGGAGAACGAUGAUAAAUAAAGCACAGACUGGACUGA